Rosa rugosa (rugosa rose) is the source of this 2688-nucleotide messenger RNA. RefSeq lists its product as uncharacterized. The record is from RefSeq and is a predicted model, not a curated record. The transcript has 2 exons. NCBI's taxonomy places the organism in Eukaryota, Viridiplantae, Streptophyta, Magnoliopsida, Rosales, Rosaceae. Bases 260 to 2527 code for a protein of 755 amino acids.
UUUUAAAUAUUAACAGCUCCACGAUGUUCUCCAAAUUUCUUGUUAUUUCGGUUCCAUUGAAAACUUGAAGGUAGAUACAACCUCAAUUAGGAUCCACCUUUCUCCGCUUCUAUAUCAACUUGACGAACUGGAAUGCAGACAGCAGACUGUCGUUAGCCUUUUUCCCGGUGUUUUACGUUUUGUGUACCACCCAACCUCUCGGCAGAAAGUUUGAGAUCAUUCUCUGAAUCUCAGAAAGGGAGUUAAAGCAAGAGAGGAUAUGGCUUCCUCAGCGGCUCCUAUUUCUGACAGCCUCAAGAAGAUCUGGGAUCAGUGGAAUCUCCGGAGCUUCAUCAUGUUAAGUCUCACAUUGCAGACCUUCUUAAUUCUCUUUGCACCCUUGAGAAAGCGAUCAUCGAGCAAAUGGGUAAUCGUGCCCAUCUGGUUGGCUUACUUGCUCGCUGACUGGGCUGCUAACUUCGCUAUCGGACUAAUUGCAAGCAGCCAAACGAACACUGAUCAAGGUUCGCCAGAGAAUGGUAAUCUAUUGGCAUUCUGGGCUCCCUUUCUUCUUUUGCACCUUGGUGGUCCAGACACCAUAAUUGCAAUUGCUAUGGAAGACAAUGCGUUGUGGCCGAGGCACUUGCUUGGUCUCAUAUUCCAGGUUGUAGCUGCAAUGUACGUCUUCGGUAUGCAGUUCUCUAACCAAAACAAGCUACUGUGGCCAACACUCUUCCUGUUUGUACCAGGACUUGUCAAGUACGGCGAGCGAACACGUGCUUUAUAUCUUGCCAGCUUGGAAAGUCUCAAGGAAACCAUACUUGCAGUACCGGAACCUGGACCGGAUUAUGCAAAGUACAUGGAUGAGUACUCCUCAAGAAAAGCUGCCCAUCUUCCAAUUAAAAUAGAAAUCAAAGAAGGUCGUAGCUUAGAUUCGAAGAAUGUGACGUAUCGGCUGGGAGGAGGAGACGUCAUUGAUAAUAUUACACUAGUGGAGGGUGCUCAUCACUUGUUUCAAAUCUCCAUGGGUCUUAUUAUAGAUCUUGUGUUUGACUAUCAUCAGCGCAAAGAGAGCCGUGCCUAUUUCAUCAAAUUAGAAUCAGGAGAUGCUUUUACAUCAAUUGCGACUGAGCUCAAUUUUAUGUAUGAAGCUCUGUACACCAAAGUUUAUGUGGUACAUUCUCGACGGGGAUACUUGUUGAGAGCUACAUCCUUCAUCGCCGUUUGCAUAGCCUUUGUUUUCUUCUAUAGAUUAGAGAAACAUGGCUUUCACAGGUUUGAUGUUGGAAUUACUUAUUCCUUGCUUUUUGGUGCCAUAGCUCUUGAUUCAAUAGCUCUUUCGAUGCUGAUAUUAUCUGAUUGGACGAUCGCUGUUGUAUACAAGUACUGUAAAAAGUGUUGUGUAGUCACUGAUCUCAUGAUGAAGUACCUGGAGUUUAAGAGAUCAUGGCGAUCAACUACUCCACCAAAGUGUCUGGAGCGGACCAGAAAGAUUUUAUUUCGAAGAUGGUGUGAAUCUGUCUCCGGUUUCAACUUCAUAGAUUAUUCUCUCCGAGAAUGUGGAAGAUCAGUAGUCCGACCUGUGUACCGUUUUGGCAUUUUUGACCUUUACCGUACAGUCAUCAGAUUUUUGGGCUACCUUUACCAUAGAAUCAUCAUAUUCCUGGGCCACCUUUACCUUAGAAUCAUUAAAUUCUUUGGCCUCAAGUAUCUUCGAGAUGAGAUGAAGUAUAGAUCCAGCAAGAGACUGGAUGAGAAUUUGUGGAAGUUCAUUUUUGAUGAGUUGAAAAGUAAAUCCUCAGAAGUUGCUGAUGAUCCCAAAAUUGGUAGAGAAAUAUGUUCGUCCCAAGGGGAUUGGGUUCUCCUAAAAAAGUAUGAGAAGCAUCCGGAGUACAAGAACUUGCUAGCAUGCUUUGUUGAUGUUACUUAUGACAGACGCGUUCUGAUGUGGCAUAUUGCUACUGAGAUGUGUUAUUACGAAGUUAAUACAGGCAAUGGUGGUGAGCAUGGGGAAUUUAGUAAGACCUUGUCUGAUUACAUGCUAUAUCUCUUAAUCAUGCAGCCUGCUUUGAUGUCCUCUGUAGCGGGAAUCGGACAAAAGAGAUUUAGAGAUACGGUUGCAGAAGCCAAAAAAUUCUUUAAAAAAGGGCGAGUGGGAUCCGAUGUGAAACUAGGCAAGAAGGAACUAGGCGAGGCUUGUUACAAACUCCUUGAUGUAGAUACAGGAGUUAAACCUGUCAAUGUCAAAGGGAAUAGAAGUAAAUCUGUUUUGUUUGAUGCAUGUAUUCUGGCCAAGCAGCUGAUGAAAUUCGAAGACUCGCAAUGGGAAUUAAUAAGCUCGGUGUGGGUGGAAUUGCUAUCAUAUGCUGCCAGUCAUUGCAGAGCACAAAGCCACGCGCAAUUGCUGACUAAAGGUGGAGAGCUUGUCACUUUUGUUUGGUUACUGAUGGCUCGCUUUGGCAUUGAGGAGGACAUCCAAGUACUGGAGGUCCAAGCAAGAGUAAAAUUGAUCAUGGAAAAGCAACCUGAUGUAUUCCAGAGUAAUUAGCGGCGGACAUCCAAGUACUGGAGGUCCAAGCAAGAGUAAAAUUGAUCAUGGAAAAGCAACCUGAUGUAUUCUAGAGUAAUUAGCGGCGUACACAUUAAUUUAUAUCUCGUUGCUCAUUUGCAUUAUAUUCCAAGUUUUAGUAAGGUGACUGUAUGAGAAAU